Paramecium pentaurelia is the source of this 928-nucleotide messenger RNA. Lineage: Eukaryota; Ciliophora; Oligohymenophorea; Peniculida; Parameciidae. The record is from the annotation of a GenBank genome assembly.
AUGAUAUUACCUCCAUCAGAUUAAAUACUUCAUUCAGUCCAAUCCAAAUCUUGGUUUAAUUCUCGAUGCCAAUCAAAAGUUAAAUUACAGUAUUUGAAGUCAUAACGUGAAAUUAUGAAUGAUAAUGUUGUAACUAAUACAUUUCGUUUAAUUGACAGGGAUUAAUCAAGUAUAUUUACUCAUAUUUAUUAAUAAGAAACACUAGAAAUUGAAGAAUUAUACUCCAUGUUUCUAAAAAAUGGAUAUCCAAUAAAUAUUAAUUUGUUAAGGGGCUUUUUUGAAAAGGCAGACAAAGAUAAUAACAGUACUUACAUGUCUAAUUAAUAUAGAAUCUAUUGAAUUAGAAGAGUUUAAACAUGUUAUUUAUGAUGAAUAAGCAACAUAAUGUAAUAUAUCUUACUUAUUUAGCAUUUAGAGAAAUGAUGAGGAAAAUGAGAGAAUAAGCAAAAGAAUCCAAUUAUUACUCUACUGACUUUGUUAGAUUAUUGAGAUAUCUUUCUUAUUGUUAAGAUAGAAAUGCUCUGCAAUUCUAAAUCAAUGUAAGUCAUCAUUCAUUACCUAGAAUCAUAGAUUAACAGUGGAAAAGAGAUCAAAACUAUUAUCUUAAUUGAUUUAGCUCAAUCAUCAAUAUAACUAAGAUUAAUAAAUGAGUGAUGAAUAAUUAUAACCUAAACCAUAUAAGAAAUAAACAAAUGAAAGGAAAACACUACCACCUAUACAUUAACAUUAUGUUAGCAAUUCAAAUACAUCUUCCAUGAUACAAUCCUAACUUAAAUUGAAUUUAAGUGAUGUUCACAAGAAUUCAGCCUUAUCCUUGCCAUCUUAUUUAUCCCCUCAAAAUACAGAUAGAAAUAUUAAGUAACCUGCUAUCAAAUAUCAAAGUUAUCUUAGAAUUAACAAUAAAAUAUUUAGUAAUAAUAAAAAAUGA